AUCACUUCAAAACUGGGGCGGAGAAAAGACGCUACAGUUACAAAAGAGGACUAGUUGCAAACGCUGAAGCAGAAAGUUUAGGAGGCCCAGCGGGUGUACCCAGGGAAGGAGAAAGUGCUAGGGCAGUAGGACUUUUUUCAAAUUUCUCUGCUUUGAGAUGAUGGACAACAUGGAAUUAAUUUCCUUAAUAGUGAUCACGGUCCUAGGCUGCGUUGCUCUUUUCUUAUUCCUCCAACGGAAGAAUUUGUGUAGACCCCCGUGCAUCGAAGGCUGGAUUCCUUGGAUUGGAGCUGGAUUUGAGUUUGGGAAAGCCCCUCUAGAAUUUAUAGAGAAAGCAAGGAUCAAGUGUGGACCAAUAUUUACAGUCUUCGCUAUGGGAAAACGAAUGACUUUUGUUACUGAAGAAGAGGGAAUCGAUGUGUUUCUCAAUUCCAAACAUGUAAAUUUUGAACUAGCAGUACAAAAUCCCGUCUAUCGUACAGCAUCAAUUCCAAAGAAUAUCUUUUUCACACUGCAUGAAAAACUAUAUUUGAUGAUGAAAGGAAAAAUGGGGACCUUCAACUUAUAUCAAUUUAUUGGGCCACUGACUGAAGAAUUACACGAACAAUUGGAAAAUUUAGGCACUCAUGGGACGAUGGACCUGAACAACUUAGUAAGGCAUCUUCUUUAUCCAGUCACGGUGAAUACACUCUUUAGUAAAGGUUUGUUUUUCACAAACAAGAGGAAAAUCAAGGAGUUUUACCAGCAUUUUGAAAUUUAUGAUGAGGGUUUUGAGUAUGGAUCCCAGAUUCCAGAAUGGCUCCUGAGAAACUGGUCAAAAUCCAAAAGGGGUCUCCUAGCACUGUUUGCGAAAAAUAUUCCAGAUAUAAAAGCAUACAAGUCUGCAAAAGACAAUUCUGUGGCAAUAAUGCAAGCUGUGCUGGAUAUUUUAGAGAUGGAAACAAAUGAACAAAGUCCAAAUUAUGGGCUGUUAACACUUUGGGCUUCUCUGUCUAAUGCUGUUCCUAUUGCAUUUUGGACACUUGCAUUUGUAUUAUCUCACCCUGAUAUCCACAAGGCCAUUAAGAAAGACAUAUCUUCAGUGUUUGGCACAGCAGGUAAAGACAAAAUUAAAGUGUCUGAGGAUGAACUGAAGAGACUCCUUCUAAUUAAAUGGUGUAUUUUGGAAGCUAUUCGUUUAAGAGCCCCUGGUGUCAUUACUAGAAAAGUAGUCAAGCCAGUUAAAAUUUUGAAUUACACUGUUCCUUCUGGAGAUUUGUUGAUGUUGUCUCCAUUUUGGCUUCAUAGAAAUCCAAAGUAUUUUCCUGAACCUGAAUUAUUCAGCCUGUAAGAACGUUGGAAAAAGGCAAAUUUAGAGAAGCAUGCUUUCUUGGACUGCUUCAUGGCAUUUGGAAGCGGGAAAUUCCAAUGUCCUGGAAGGUGGUUUGCUUUGUUAGAGAUUCAAAUAUGUAUCAUUUUAAUACUUUAUAAAUAUGACUGUAGUCUUCUGGACCCAUUGCCAAAACAGAGUGAUCUUCAUUUGGUGGGUGUCCCCAAGCCAGAAGGACAAUGCAAAAUUGAAUAUAAACAAAGAAUAUGA
Castor canadensis (American beaver) is the source of this 1579-nucleotide messenger RNA. The record is from RefSeq and is a predicted model, not a curated record. NCBI's taxonomy places the organism in Eukaryota, Metazoa, Chordata, Mammalia, Rodentia, Castoridae.